This is a messenger RNA of Tripterygium wilfordii, 2491 nucleotides long. Its product is annotated as protein IQ-DOMAIN 31-like. Gene Ontology annotation, molecular function: protein binding. NCBI's taxonomy places the organism in Eukaryota, Viridiplantae, Streptophyta, Magnoliopsida, Celastrales, Celastraceae. The record is from RefSeq and is a predicted model, not a curated record. Bases 218 to 2083 code for a protein of 621 amino acids. The transcript has 8 exons.
UUUCUUUUGUGCGUUUAGCAGUAGAGAGUAGAGACAGACUAUUGAGUGCAGAAAGUGAGACAGAGAGAGAAUAACGAGUAGGCAGUGAAGGAAAACUGAUGCAGCUGUAGAUCGCAAUUUUCUUCAGUUGCAAGGUCGCUAUAGGGAACUGUAGAUUUGAGGUGUACAAGUUCCACAUUUGGUAGGUAGCUGUUGUUGGUACUGGCCUCUUCCUGCCAUGGGGAAAUCACCAGCAAAAUGGAUUAAGACUGUGCUCUUUGGAAAGAAGUCAUCCAAAAGUAGUACUUCAAAAGGAAGGGAGAAAAUUGGAAAUGAGAAAGAAACAUUGGUUGGUUCCAAGGCUUCGGAAGAUAACAUGCCUCUAAAUCCCUCUGGCGCCUCGCCAUUCGUCCAUGAUGCCAGUGGCAAAGAGGAAAAUUUGAUAAAAACAGAAAGUAUGAAUGCUGGCGAUUCAUCAAAUGGAAGAACAUCAUUGCCAGUAAAUCAAGCGGCAGAUUUGCAAGCUUUCACACCCCGACAUGCACCAUCCGACCCUGAACAACUGAGGCUAGAGCAAGCUGCGACAAUGACACAAGCUGCUUUUAGGGGUUACCUGGCACGGCGUGCAUUUCGGGCUCUGAAAGGCAUAAUAAGGCUACAAGCACUUAUCCGUGGCCAUUUGGUUAGGAGACAAGCAGUUGCUACUUUUUCCUGUAUGCUAGGACUUGUCAAGAUGCAGGCACAUAUUCGUGGGAGAAAGGUCAGGUGUUCAGAUGCUGGAUUAGAAGUGCGCGACAAGUGUAUUCUAGAGAAGCCUCUGGAGGGAGAGAUUAGAAAUUCCGUUGGAAUUUAUAUGCCUAUGCUGACUGGGAAACUGUCAACAAAUGCUUUUAUACGAAAGUUUGUGUUUCAGCUCCUUGCAUCAUUGCCUACUCCGAUACCCUUGCACCUCCAUUAUGAUUCCAGUGAACCAAAUUCCGUCUUAAACUGGUUGGAUCGAUGGUCAAAGUCUCAAUUUUGGAAACCACUUCCGCAGCCGAAGAUACAUCCAAAUGCAAACCUUCAGGUUAAGCAGGGAGAAAGUCAGACUGUAGGAGCUGAAAUAGGAAGGCCAAAGCGCAGUGUUAGGAGGAUCCCUGCUGCAAAUAAUGUUUACAACAGUUCAGUGCAUGCAACCACUGAGAUCGAAAAACCAAAGCGUAACGUCAGAAAAGUUUCAAGCCGUCCAUCAGAACCAGCACAAGAAAAUCCACAAAUUGAGCUUGAAAAGGUGAAGCGUAACUUGAGAAAGGUUCAUAACCCCAUGGCUGAAAAUUCUAUUCAGGCUGAGUUUGGAAGUGAGAAGCCAAAGCUGAUUCCGGUAAAUGAAGCAAGCAAGUUAAGGGAAAAUAUUUGGGAACAGAAUGGAAGUGCUUCAGGGGAGAAGAAGAAAGAGACGAUUCCAGCGUCGAACAAACUUUCAGAUGAUAUGAACGAGGAGACAACCUUGACAUCUACCCGGAUUGAUGUGAGAAAGAAAGAGAUAAUAGGGACAUCAGAACUGCCUGAUGUGAUGAAAAUAGAGACAAACAUCCCAGCAUCCAAACGAGACGAUGACGAAACAAAUCAAGAGCCAUUAGAAACGAAUGAGGCAUUAGAUUUACCCCAUGAUGAUCAAGUUGUGGUUGACUCAAAUACUUACACGAUGCACAAUGGUCAGGAUGAGAGUCUCCUAAUAACAAAUGGGGAAUCAGGUCGUAAAGGUGAUUCAACAAACAAUGGGAAUCAGAAAUCAAGUAGGAAAGCACCCACUCCAGCUAAGCAAGAUCACGCAGAGAAUGUUCUACAGAGCAGUCCUACAUUGCCAAGCUAUAUGGCAGCCACUGAAUCUGCUAAGGCGAAAUUGAGAUUACAAGGCUCCCCCAAAUUUGGCCAAGAUGAGGUGGAGAAAAAUGUCAUCCGGCGUCAUUCUUUGCCAUCUACUAAUAGCAAAAUCAACUCUCAGUCACCCAGGACUCAGAGAAUGGUUCAUUCCAUUGGUAAAGGAGGGAAUAGAAGCGACAGAUCUGUGUUAUCUUCAAGAGAUGGAAAUGCAAAGGUGACCCAGGCAGAGUGGCGAAGGUGAGAAACCCAACGUUUGUACUGGUGGAGUCUGUUUGGAUUACUCGAGUUUGCAUGAGUUACCGAGUUCGUCUGCCAUCCUUGUUUGGUGCAUUGUGGUGUAAAAUUAUGUUGGACUAAAUGGUGUCUGUAGUUGGGAGGUUCAUAUUGACUCUGAGUGUAUAUCUUAGGUUUUGGUGCUAUAAUUGCUUCAAUCAUACAUUAAAACUCUCUGUUUGGUCUUUGCGUGAUUUGUUGCUGGUGGUAGCAUAAAUGGUACAGUACCACCAAUAUCAUGUACAUUUGAUGUUCUGAUGGUGCUUUAUUCAUCUUGUUUUGAUGCUUGAUGGUUGCUUUUUUACAACUGUGAAAACAAUCAUGAGUGUUGAACCAACGGUUGUGUUGUGGGAUUAAUGAUGUACAUUUGAUGUUC